Molecule: messenger RNA, 2010 nt
Organism: Cimex lectularius (bed bug)
Lineage: Eukaryota; Metazoa; Arthropoda; Insecta; Hemiptera; Cimicidae
Product: leucine-rich repeat-containing protein 58
Exons: 4
Coding region: 228-1298 (356 amino acids)
Molecular function (GO): protein binding
Source: RefSeq, a predicted model, not a curated record
UUUACAUGCACAAGAUAUAAACUGGUUUUUGAAGUUUUUUCUUUUUCUUCUAAUAUGCGGUUGUAUUAGACGAGACGGUGUGGCAAGAUAAAAGAUAAGCGUUCUGUUUAAACUUUAAACUCUGUCUGGUUGGUGGGGAUUCGAGUGGGGAGGCGAUUACAUUUAGUUUUAGUACUGGCAGAUCGUGCCCAGGCCACUGCUUCGUUUUGUCUGAGACGGUGUCGAAAAUGGAUCUCUAUUCUUCGGACAGCACAGAUUCUUCCGGGCCUGAGGUAGCCUUCAACACGAUCGACUUGUCCUACCACAGGCUUAGCCAGGAAGCUUUCGAAGACAAGAUGCUCGCUUUCGAAGAGGAACGCAGAAACAUGCACAGGGUCCACAAGCUGCUCAUAAAGUGCAACCAGCUCUCUUUCUUGCCGAGUUGCAUUUCCUCCCUUCACAACCUCCGACACGUCGACGUGAGCAACAACAGGCUGACCUCCUUGCCGGAAUUUUUCACCAGGUUUCCACUCGUCACCCUCAACCUCAGGAACAAUUCCAUCAGCAACGAAAACCUGCCGAAGACGUUCGCCAGCUGGUCUCGCAGCCUCAGGAAGCUCAAUCUCGGUGGCAACGCCCUCAACGUCUUUCCGGAACAGUGCCUGGAGCUGGAAGCGCUGCAGCAGCUGUACAUGGGAAGCAACGCCAUUGAACACAUUCCCAAGAGUAUCGAAAGAAUCUCUGGAUUGAUGGUUCUUUGCCUUGGAGGGAAUAGAUUAUCCGAAGUACCUGAGACCGUAGGUAACCUCAACAACCUCGAAGUUCUAAUACUUAAUGACAACAUGCUCGAAAGCCUGCCACGAACCAUAGCGAGCCUGAAAAAGCUCAAAUCCCUUCAGUUGCACAACAACCUUCUCCGCACAUUGCCUACGGAAAUAAUCACAUUGAAACAUCUGAGUGAGCUGAGUCUUCGCGACAACCCACUCGUUAUCAGAUUUGUCAACGACAUGACGCUCAACCCUGGUACGCUGCUUGAAAUCGCAGCGAGAGCUGUUAAAGUUCAGAACAUCCCGUAUGUAGCCGACGAUCUGCCCAAGACUCUCAGGGACUACUUGAACACAGCACAUCACUGUUUGAACCCUAAGUGCAACGGCGUUUUCUUUGAUAACAGAGUGGAACAUAUCAAGUUUGUUGACUUCUGUGGCAAAUACAGAGUGCCGCUAUUACAGUACCUUUGCUCUGCCAAGUGUGUAAACGAUGACUCAGCUCUCUUCAGCUCUCCCGACCAUGGUAUGAUGCGUAAGGUUCUUCUUGGAUAACACUUUCUCUCAUGGUAUUUACUAACUUUAUCUAAGGAUGACUAUCGAAAAUCUGUUUAAGGACUUUAACACGAGAACGAUUAUAUUAUCAUUAGUCACAUUUUUAGGCUACGUCAUUGGUCAUUUCUAUUUUUUUUAUAAAUAAAUAUGCCCAAUGUAUAGCCUAGGUAGGCUUACUGUUUUAAAUUGUGUUCUGUGAAACAAUCACAAAAUAUUAUAUAGAUACAGUUUUAUAAGUAUGUAUAAUUAAAUUAUAUGAAAAUUUAUAUCAAUAUAUUUAUAUCAAAAGUUAUAAUCAAAAAAGAGUUAUAUCAAUUUUUUAUUGCCGAAUUCUAUGCAAUCUGUGCCAAUUGUUCUAGGUGGUGAGUAUCUGUCUUUUCAAAAGAGGGGAUUAUUGUGAUAUAAAUUAAUGCUUGAUGUACUAAGCAGGUUUUUAAAUACAAGUUAAAAUAUAAUUGUAAAUAAUUUAUCAAUUCUGUGAUAGUUGAACUGUGGAAAAAUGAAUUUUCAAAUCUUAAAAGAAUAAUUUAUUGACUGGACAUUAUUAAUACUUUACUCUUUUUGUUUUUUUAACUUUUAAUUUAUUGUUUUGCCAUUUAGUUAUUUUACCAUCGAUUAAUUAAAAUAUUCCUUAGUUUUGCUUAGUUACCUUCACACUAUUUUUUUUAAGAUAAAAAACCAUGUAACAACUGAAUAAAUGUAAUUGAAAUUA